Penicillium longicatenatum is the source of this 846-nucleotide messenger RNA. RefSeq names its product dodecenoyl-CoA isomerase. Gene Ontology annotation, cellular component: peroxisomal matrix. The record is from RefSeq and is a predicted model, not a curated record. Lineage: Eukaryota; Fungi; Ascomycota; Eurotiomycetes; Eurotiales; Aspergillaceae. The coding region runs from base 1 to 846 and encodes 281 amino acids. The transcript has 2 exons. Gene Ontology annotation, biological process: fatty acid beta-oxidation.
AUGUCCAACGAAGAGCUCAUCACCCUGACCUAUCAGGAUCGCAUCGCGAUCGUCACUCUCAACCGCCCCGACAAGCUCAAUGCCCUGAAUGUAGGACUAUACUACACCCUCGCUGAGCGACUACGCGAAGUCGAGAAGCGAGAUGACAUCUACAUCACCAUUGUGACCGGCACAGGCCGGUUCUUCUCCGCCGGUGCAGACGUAACCAGCGCCCGUCCUGAUCCCGGAAACGCCGGAAGUGGCGGCAUCGGCUCAACAGCCCGCCAAGAACUCGUCCGCGGCUUCGUCGCGAACAACAUCGACACAACCCGCGCUUUCUACAACCACUCCAAGAUCCUGGUCGUGGCUCUGAACGGUCCGGCCGUCGGUCUUUCCGCUGCCCUGAUUGCCCAUGCAGACUUUAUCUACGCAGCUCCGCACGCUUUCGUGCUAACGCCCUUCUCAUCACUGGGACUCGUUGCUGAAGGCGGAGCCAGCCGUGCCUUUGUCGAGCGAAUGGGUAUCGCGAAGGCGAACGAGGCGCUGAUCUUGAGCAAGCGGAUUCCGUGUGAUGAUCUUGUGAGGACGGGCUUUGUGAAUAAAGUCAUCAAGGCGGAUUCAGGGAAGAGCGAUGAUUCUGCGGGAUUCUUGAAGAAUGUUCUUGUUGAGGUUGAGGAGUCGAUGGGCACGCAUUUGAACCAGUCUAGUAUGGUCAAGAUUAAGGAGCUUGUAAGACGACCUGAGAGGGAGAUUUUGGAUCGUCAGAAUGGGCUUGAGGCUUUCAUGGGGUUGGAGCGGUUUUUGGGUGGGACACCACAGGAAGAGUUCCGGAAGUUGGCUUCUGGGGAGAAAAGGCAUAAGCUUUAG